UGAAAAACACAGAGUAAUCUACCUACAACAGUGACAGUCACAGAGAAAGAUUUUGAGGUAAAAUGCCAGCGUCUGGCGUGUGUUUAAACAUUGUAUCGGAGCGUAACCAUAAAGAUGGACAGGGGUCGCCCAGCAAUCCUGAGAUGUUUCUGGGUCAAGACUUCCACAGGUUGAAGACGUUUUGCCUGAGGGAACGACUCAGAUUCAUAGAUAACUUGUUCCCACCGGAGAAAAAAUCCAUUGGUUUGGGGCCUCUGCCGUAUGCUGACCUGGCCAGAGUGGUGUGGAAAAGACCACAGGAUCUGGUGUCAAAUCCUAUAUACAUUGUUGAAGGAACUUCAAGGUUUGAUUUUAUCCAGGGUAAUUUAGGUAACUGCUGGUUUUUGGCAUCGGUCGGAGCUCUUACAUUUCAAAGAAGGAUUAUGACGCAGAUUAUCCAUGAAGAGCAAAAUUUCUCUGUGGAUUAUGCAGGAAUAUUUCACUUUAGGUUCUGGAGAUUUGGAAAAUGGGUUGAUGUUGUUAUUGACGACAAGCUACCGACGAUUGACGGACGACUCGUCUUUGUUCAAUCCAAAACACCAAAUGAAUUCUGGCCUGCUUUGCUAGAGAAAGCUUACGCUAAAGUCUGUGGCUCUUAUGCAGAUAUGAAUGCAGGAAACAUCUCGGAAGCUCUGAUGGACUUCACCGGUGGACCGCACAUGACGUUCAAACUAAGUGAAGCAACGGAGAAUCUGUGGGAACUUAUGAGACGAGCCAGCCAAUCAGAAUCCUUGAUGGGAUGUGGUACUCCUGGAGGGCCAGUGCUGCAAAAUACAGUGUUACGCAACGGCCUUGUAGAAAUGCACGCAUACGCGGUCACAGGAGUUGCUGAGGUUGUAUGUCAGGGCCGUCCAGUGAAGCUGGUGAGAAUCUUAAACCCUUGGGGACGUGGAGAAUGGAACGGGGACUGGAGCGAUAAUUCCCCUUUGUGGAAACUUGCACGAUCUGAGGACCAAAGAUACAACACUGUGCUCGACAACGGAGAAUUCUGGAUGUCUAUGGAGGAUUUCUGCAAGAAUUAUGAAAAUGUGGAUAUAUGCUGUACGGAUAUAAAUGUUCUUGCUGGAUCUCAGUCUUCCUCCUGGAAAACUGAAGUGCACAAUGGCCAGUGGGUGAUCGGAACUACAGCUGGGGGUUGCUUAAAUAAUCCAGACAGUUUUUCCAAAAAUCCCCAGUAUCAUGUGAUACUUCAGAAGACGGCUGAAGAUCCCAGAGAGGAAAACACUCCCAAUAUGCUGGUGUCUCUCACACAGAAAUCUAACAAGAGAAACAGACACCUAGCAACCAAUUUGCAUAUUGGCUUCGUCAUUUAUGAGGUCCCAGCUCAUUUGAAGGACCAUAAAGGAAAAUUCUCUGCGUCAUUCUUCAAAUCCACCCCUCCUGUUGGAAAAGUCAAAAACUUCCUCAAUGCUCGAGAAAUCAUGGAGUUUUUCAGACUCAAAGCGGGCGAAUACCUCAUCGUCCCGUCAACUUUCGACCAGAAUGAAGCUUCAUCUUUCAUUCUGAUGAUUUAUUCAAAGACAAAAGCCAUCGUUCAAGACAGUUCUGGAUAUGGCAUCACAAGAACAAAGAUCAUUCCUAGGGAUAAUGAUGACUCAUUCCCGCUCUUUCUACAAUAUGCAGAUCAGUAUGGCGAGGUGGAUGCAGAGCGUCUUCAAAGACUUCUGAAUGAUAACCUUCACGCAGGACUUUCUCAGAAACCUAAAGGAUUUAGCUUGGAUUUGUGUAAGAGUAUGGUGGCGCUGAUGGAUCUCACUGUCACUGGAAGACUCUGUGAAUUUGAAUGUCUUCGUCUUUGGAAACGAGUUGAAAUGCUGAAGGACAUUUUCUAUCAUAAGGACAUCUCUCAUACUGGAACUCUCUCUCUGAACGAACUCCAGAAUGCUCUCCAAGCUGCAGGGUUUGUAUUGAGUGACAGUAUGCUGAAUCUCAUGGCUCUACGAUACGGUGACUCUAGUGGACAGAUUAAUCUAGAGAACUUUGUUUUCCUCAUUCUACGCAUGGAAUGCAUGGACAAAACAUUCAAGAGGAUCGCUGCUGGAGGGCAAGGCAUGAUGCUUCAAGAAAAUGAGUGGAUGCAUCUCACCAUGUACUCAUGAGUCGGAUGUGACAUCAAACAUACUAAGAAUCUGGAUCCAGGACAAACUUUUGAGACCUCAUAUCUGUCCGAAGAUUUAAAUGCAACUGGCCUCAUACUUGAAACAUUUUGCAUUCACCCACAAAUGAACAACUUGUACCCGCCAUUAUGUUGCUCCAAUCCCGUAAUACUUUUUUUUUUUAUUCUGUGGAGCACAAAAGGAGAUGUUAGGCAGAAUGUUAGGGACUGACAGCCUCAGUCACCAUUCACUUUCAUUGUAUGGACAAAUGAUGCAAUGAAAAUGAAUGGUGACGAAGGUUGUCAUUCUGCCUAACAUCUUUUGUGGUCCAUGGAUAAAAAAAAAGAAAUAAAAAAAAAAUCAUAUAGAUUCAGAACAACAUGAAGGUGAAUAAAUGAUGACAGAAUUUUCAUUUACAAGGUUGCUGCAGAGUUUUUAAAAUCAAAUUUAAGAUUUUAAGACCUUUUUCAAGACCUGAACAAAUAAAAUGAAUACAGUAUCCCCAUACCAAAACAAACCAACACAAUCUCAAAAUAAAUCAUGUAACACAGACUCUUAAAGAGGCAGGAGCACACAUUCAGCAUGGCCUUAACAUUGCUUAUCAGUAAAACAGGGUAGGAUAUAUGUAUGUUUAAAAUACUCAAGACAAAUUUACCACAUUUAUAUCACAUUAAAAUUGGUUUAUGUACCAUUAUACAAAUAGACGCAAAUUAGAGGUUGACCAAUAUUGUGCUCUGUGCUUGAAGUGGGCGGGUACUCACUGGUACGCAGUACCUGCAAUUCUCUCAUUUAGUCAACAGAGUACCGGCAGUUUUUCUUGCGUACCACCACUUCUCAGAGUCUCCCGGUACAAUGUAAUGUACUUAUUUAAUGUAAGUCAGUGAUUUGAUGAGGCCUGCCAAUCACUUUUAUCUGACCUUCCAAAUGAUUUUGAUAAAAUUGCAGAAAAUAUCCAAACGCUCUCUGCACAAAACUCAGCGGUGUGUUUAACAACACUCAACGUGCAACAGUAGCAGCGGCGGUCAUCAAGCAUUCCGUGGUCCAGUUCCAGUUAGCUUCUUAUUCUCUGUUAUUGUCUGUAGUGCUCGUAAAAAGAUUAUGUGACGUGUCACUGAACUUGCCUAUGCAUACUGUAUAUCCUGACUGUGUUUGGUUCUACAUACAGAUAUGUGUCAGCGUUCACAAUCCUGAACAUCAUCAUAUCAGUUUGUUCACCAUUUCUAAUGAUGAUCUGCACAAGUAUCUGGCUCUUGUGUGCAAUAUCACAGUAUGUGCGUUUUUGUUUUACAGUUAUUUUGUGUAAAAAGACAAUUCUACAUUAGAUUGCCCUUGUUGUCUUAUGUGGGCUGAUAUUGAACAAAAACAGUCUCGCAAGAUCAUUUACCAAAAAAUAAAAAAUGUAAUUUAAUACUAAUAAGGAGAGUACCUGCCCUUUUUUUCAAGCACUGAUUGUGCUGAUUCAAUUAUGUGUUGAAAGAGAGCCAGUUAAUCUGCCAGUAGUUUUUAAAAUUGGUAGCCUGUAUUAAAUGUUCUUAGUCUUUUCUUCCUGUGAUGGGGAGGGCCAGACAGAGGCUACAAGAGUCCAAAUUUAAUUAAAUUCCAGAUACACUUUAAAGGCACUUUAACUUGAAAAAUACACCAGGGACUCUUAUUUUGAAAUGUAUGUGCUUCACUGCUUCCAGCUGAUCAGUCAAACAGAUAAGGGAAAUAAACUGUAUACUC
Molecule: messenger RNA, 3857 nt
Organism: Myxocyprinus asiaticus (Chinese sucker)
Lineage: Eukaryota; Metazoa; Chordata; Actinopteri; Cypriniformes; Catostomidae
Exons: 22
Coding region: 63-2138 (691 amino acids)
Biological process (GO): proteolysis
Cellular component (GO): cytoplasm
Molecular function (GO): calcium ion binding; calcium-dependent cysteine-type endopeptidase activity
Source: RefSeq, a predicted model, not a curated record